This is a messenger RNA of Coccidioides immitis RS, 1212 nucleotides long. Its product is annotated as vacuolar sorting receptor. The transcript is spliced from 4 exons. Gene Ontology annotation, biological process: vacuolar transport. Lineage: Eukaryota; Fungi; Ascomycota; Eurotiomycetes; Onygenales; Onygenaceae. Bases 1 to 1125 code for a protein of 374 amino acids. The record is from RefSeq and is a predicted model, not a curated record.
AUGCAUAUGAACAAAGUUGGAACAUUAGCCUCUCUUCUUCAGUUCGCGUUCCAAUAUCCAUCGUUAUCCCUCGCAACGGACGACACGCCGGAAGCGAAGCUAAAACCAUGUACCAUUUAUUCGCCCAACACGGGCGCCUACUUUGAUCUGAAGACCAUAUCGCUGUUGCCACCAGAAAUGAAAGAUGGCAAAAAGAUUCGACCUGAUGACAGGGAAACCAGCUGGCACUCAAGGGGUUACGAUUACGGAGCCAAUUUUACAAUUAACAUUUGCGGACCGGUAAUCGAGAACCUGGAGGAUGUGGUUGGGGUAGACAAAGAGAGGUGGCAGAAUGUGAGCGCAUUUUACAAUAUGGACGGGAAAACGUAUUCAAUUGGGCAGCAAUCGUCCGACUUAGUUUUCCGCGGCCGCAAACUCGUUCUCAACUACACCGAUGGUUCCCCAUGCCCAACAUCAGGUGAAACCCGUCGAAAACGGGAUCUCGUACCUCGAGAUGAUCGGGAUCAUGACCAAGACGAUGGCAAGAAUGAUAAUAAAGGCGGCGAUAAAGACGAAGAUCGAGAUUCUGAUACAAAAUAUCGCAGAAGAAAAUCUACUUUAAUGUCGUUCCUUUGCGAUCGUGACCUCGUAACUCCAGCAGCAACUGUAUCGUAUGUUGGCACGCUCGACUCAUGCUCCUAUUACUUCGAGGUGAGAACCGCUGCGGCUUGUGGUGGGGUGGCUGCAAGUACAGAUGGCGGGCUGAGUCCUGCAGGUGUGUUUGGUGUCAUAGUCGGCAUCGCCGUGGCAGUGUAUCUCAUCGGUGGUUGUGCAUAUCAGCGAACGGUCAUGCAUCAAAGGGGUUGGAGACAAUGCCCCAAUUAUGCCAUGUGGAGUGGGAUGGUUGACUUUCUAAAAGACAUGGUGAUUAUCGGAUUUUCUUCCGUUCUAAACUGUUUCAAGUCCCGAGGAGGAUAUGCACGAUUAUCUCUAGGACAAAGCAACGGGGAUUCCCCACGCCGUGGACUUGUCGGUGCCAUCGGUGGGAGGGGGCCCAGGAAUUGGAACGUCGGCCGCGGGGGUAGGCCUAAUGUUGAUGAGGAGAAUAGGCUUAUCGAUCAAUUAGAUGAAGAGUGGGACGAUUGAUUUCUUUCUUGCUUUGUAUAACCCAUAUCACCAUCCUCUUUUUCAGCCUUAGGAGUUUAGGCUUCUAUGAGAUGAAACUUUUGCCGU